This is a messenger RNA of Acyrthosiphon pisum (pea aphid), 681 nucleotides long. RefSeq names its product gastrula zinc finger protein XlCGF7.1-like. Gene Ontology annotation, biological process: regulation of DNA-templated transcription. Bases 1 to 681 code for a protein of 226 amino acids. NCBI's taxonomy places the organism in Eukaryota, Metazoa, Arthropoda, Insecta, Hemiptera, Aphididae. The transcript is spliced from 3 exons. Gene Ontology annotation, molecular function: RNA polymerase II cis-regulatory region sequence-specific DNA binding; DNA-binding transcription factor activity, RNA polymerase II-specific. The record is from RefSeq and is a predicted model, not a curated record.
AUGGAUACAGAUACAGAGGAUACUGAUACUAAAUUAGAGAAUAUGGGUAAACAAGAUCAACAAGAAAGCGAAAUGCCAGUUGCAUCAACUUCAGUCAAACCUGUGACACAAGUAGAUAGAAUGGGUACAGAUACUGAAACAGACGAAAUUGAAACCGACUCAGAGAGUAUGGAUACAGAUACAGAGGAUACUGAUACUAAUUUAGAGAAUAUGGGUCAACAAGAAAGCGAAAUGCCAGUUGCAUCAACUUUUCACUGCACGUAUCCCGGUUGUGCAAGACAAUUUAAAAGGGAAGUGUGGUGCUUCAGGCAUGUAGAUAAACAUUUCCAAAAUAAUGUGUGUCCUACAUGCAAUAAAAAAGUAUCAAGCAAAUCAUCAUUAGCGCGCCACAUACAAUUGCACAAAGAUAAAAGAAAUACAUACACAUGUGUUACAUGCAACCGCAAGUUCUAUUACAAAUCAGAUUUGAAUUAUCAUGUAAAAACAGUUCAUAAUGAAAAAAACUUAUAUAAAUGCUCAAUGUGCGACAAAGAAUAUUCAACCAAAAAACUGUUAAACAACCAUCAUCAAGCUGUACAUCUAAAAUUAAAAAAAUAUCGCUGCCCGGAAUGCGGGUUGUUCUUUGGUCAGUCUAUUGAAUUGCAUCGGCAUAGAAAAAAGAACCAUGUUGUGGAGAGUUAA